GUAAAGAUGGCGGCUGCUAGAGCUGUGAAGAAAUUAUAUGGCAUUGGGCUUCAUGCAAUUCGUCAAAACACAGCAUUAAAAGCAACAACGCUUCUCCAACAAAGGGGAUUCCGCGUCAAUGGAGUUCUUCGUCAGCAGUCGAUUGAUGAUUCCGACGAGAAGCCGCAGUUUCCUGGUGCCUCGGCGGAGUUUAUUGAUCACCUGGAGUUUAUUCAGCCCAAUGUGAUCUCAGGAAUCCCUGUCUACAGAGUGAUGGACAGACAGGGCCAGAUCAUCAAUCCCUCCGAAGAUCCGCAGCUCUCGAAAGAGACCGUUUUGAAUUUCUAUCAGAAGAUGACGUUACUAAACACAAUGGACCGUAUUCUUUAUGAGUCUCAGAGGCAGGGCCGAAUUUCAUUCUACAUGACCAAUUACGGUGAGGAGGGCACACAUAUUGGAAGCGCUGCAGCUCUUGACCCUUCUGAUCUGGUCUUUGGCCAAUACCGGGAAGCUGGUGUGUUGAUGUACAGAGGUUUCCCUCUGGAUCUGUUUAUGGCACAGUGCUAUGCCAACGCUGAUGACCUUGGUAAGGGCAGACAAAUGCCAGUUCAUUACGGCUCCAAAGACCUCAAUUUUGUCACCAUCUCUUCACCACUUGCCACUCAGAUCCCCCAAGCGGCUGGAGCAGCGUACGCAGUGAAGAGGGAGAACGCAAACCGCGUGGUGAUCUGUUACUUUGGAGAAGGAGCUGCCAGUGAAGGAGAUGCUCAUGCUGGAUUUAACUUCUCCGCAACACUUGAGUGUCCUCUCAUAUUCUUCUGCCGCAACAACGGUUAUGCCAUCUCUACACCCACCAAUGAACAGUACAGAGGAGAUGGUAUUGCUGCUCGAGGUCCAGGAUAUGGCCUGAUGUCGAUCCGUGUAGAUGGCAAUGAUGUAUUUGCAGUGUAUAAUGCCACGAAAGAGGCCCGCCGCAGAGCUGUGGCUGAAAACCAGCCCUUCCUCAUUGAAGCGAUGACCUACAGGAUCGGUCAUCACAGCACCAGUGACGACAGCUCUGCCUACCGUUCAGUGGACGAGGUGAACUACUGGGACAAGCAGGACCACCCCAUCUCUCGCCUGCGCCACUACAUGACAGCCCGCGAUUGGUGGGGAGAGGAUGAGGAGCGCGCCUGGAGGAAGCAGUCACGAAAACUCGUCAUGGAGGCCUUCGAAAGAGCCGAGAGACGCCUGAAACCCAACCCUGACCUGAUGUUCACCGACGUCUACGAUGAGAUGGUGCCUCACAUCGCCAAGCAGAAAGAUUCCAUGUGGAGACACGUCCAGCAAUAUAAAGAGCAUUACCCACUUGACCACUAUGAGAAAUAAUCCAUGAGCCAUGGACACAACUGGGAAAGUUCUUGCACAUGUCAGAUUGUCUGAAUUCUUCCUUUUGUUUCCAUUUUACACUUUUGUUGGUUGCAUUAGAAAGCACAAAAAUAAUGGUAAUGUUGUUCUCCAUAUUUGCCACUAGAGGCCUCUGUGCUGUCAUUUUGUGCCUUGGAAAAUGGUGGAAGUGGAGCAGUGCUGGAAAUAUGUUGAAGAUCUUCUACACAGGCCUGAUGUAGCAAAUAAUCCUGUCAUCAAUACAGUAUCCAUUUAUCAACAUGGUGUUAUCAAUCAAUUGACCAUUGUUUAUUCAUUUUAAGGGAUAGUUCACCAAAAAUUUUAAAUUUCCUGACAAUUUAUCCACACUCAAGCGGUUCUGUUAAACACAAAACAAGAUAUUCUGAAUAAUGUUGCAAAAAAGCAGACAUUGACAUCCAUAGUGGGAACAAAAAAAAAA
Danio rerio (zebrafish) is the source of this 1804-nucleotide messenger RNA. It is a transcript of the gene bckdha, whose product is annotated as branched chain keto acid dehydrogenase E1 subunit alpha. NCBI's taxonomy places the organism in Eukaryota, Metazoa, Chordata, Actinopteri, Cypriniformes, Danionidae. Gene Ontology annotation, biological process: branched-chain amino acid catabolic process. Gene Ontology annotation, molecular function: oxidoreductase activity, acting on the aldehyde or oxo group of donors, disulfide as acceptor; branched-chain 2-oxo acid dehydrogenase activity. The record is from RefSeq and is marked provisional. Gene Ontology annotation, cellular component: mitochondrial matrix.